AUGGAGUCACACCGAGGUUCCGACUUCACUGCAAUCCAGACGCUCCACGACUACCUCCUCCGAGUGGAGGCCCAACUCGUGGUCGUCGGGGGCCCGGGCACUGCCGCCGUCAGAACCCUGCGCGAUGAGCUCCUGACCGCGCGGCAGGCCUGCGUGGGGCGGGCGGUUUUCGGGGACCAAUACAGGUCUCAGGGAGCCAUUUCCAAGCAAGGGCUGGGCAAGGUUAACUUCACGAAGAUCAUGUGUAUCUUCACGGUCUUCGCCAUCAUGAGUUCCAAGCAGCUCGCCAAGGCCGGGCCUGCGAUCAAGAAGAGCGUGGCGAAGUGCAGAGCGAGGGGGUCUUCAUGUGACGCGAGCCCGGCGAAGGGCUCACUGGACAAGAAGCCGGACAAGACGCCAGUCAAUGUCAUGCGUCGCGCCACCCAGAUUUGGGGCGCGGAGGAGGAUGACGUCGCCAAGAAGGACGACUGA
Molecule: messenger RNA, 471 nt
Organism: Prorocentrum cordatum
Lineage: Eukaryota; Dinophyceae; Prorocentrales; Prorocentraceae
Source: the annotation of a GenBank genome assembly